AUGCGGCAGAUGUAUACCGAGUUCGUCAAGCAGACGAAGGAGUCGCUGGGCGCGCUGCGGUCGCAGACGCAUAACGUGCGGCAGCUCGCGACGCAGAAGGUCGGCGGGGCGUCUAUCAAUGACAGGAAAGCGACAGUGGACUUGCAGAGCCCAAACGGGCAGACGAAGACGGAGGAGCUGCAGGACAUAGUAGAGAGUAUCAAGGGCGAUGUGACCAAGCGGAACGUGUCGCCGAAGCCGCAUGUGCUGAAAAAUGUCAAACGGACGUGGAGGCGGUCGCACUGGAGGUAGAUAGCCUAUAGAAGCACAUUCAGACGGUGAAGCCGAUAUGGGAGAAGAUGUGGGAGGAAAGGCUGCAGAACAUCAUCGAGGAACAACAGUUCCUGCAGCACCAGGAGGAGUUCCUUGAGCGACCUGCCGAAGGAUCAGAAGGCAGUGGUGGAGGUGUACGGGCACGUGGAGAAGGUGAUCUCCCUCUGGGGCUCGGCGGCGGCGUGCGCGAGCC
This is a messenger RNA of Laetiporus sulphureus 93-53, 505 nucleotides long. RefSeq lists its product as uncharacterized. The record is from RefSeq and is a predicted model, not a curated record. The transcript has a single exon. The coding region runs from base 1 to 291 and encodes 96 amino acids. NCBI's taxonomy places the organism in Eukaryota, Fungi, Basidiomycota, Agaricomycetes, Polyporales, Laetiporaceae.